UUUAAAGAAUUCAAGUAUACUAGUGUUCACAAAACUUUAGUUUUGGCGGUAUUACCCUCUAUUGAUGAAAAUUAUGCAAACAUAAAAAUGUUGUUGGAUAAAUUAAAACUUAAUUCUCUGGAUUACUCUAUUUCAGAAGAUCUAAAGGUUCUUCUUCUGAUGGUUGGAAAGCAGUCAGCAGCUUCGAAGCAUCCUUGCCCAUUUUGUGAAACAGAAUCGCCAAAUAUGCUGAGAGCUAAGUCAUAUUCUCUAACUUCUCUGUGUGAGUGGUGUAACAAAUGGAUGGCUGCAGGAGGAAACAUUGCAAAAGCUAAAAAUUUUAGUAACGUAGUUAAUCCUCCUUUAUUGACUGGAAAUGUAACAAAGAAGAUCUUAGAAAUUGUUAAUAUACCAGGCUUACAUAUUUUGCUAGGCAUAGUAGACAAGUUACUCAAAAUAAUUGAAAAAAACUUGUUUGAGGACACUAAUCAAGGAUUUAAUUUUGUAAAUAGUUAUCUAUCUACAAUUAAUCUUGCCAGAGUACCUUAUCAAGGUAAACACAGGUUAGAAGGAAAUGCAUCCAACAAGUUUUUAAAAAAACUUGAUUGCUUUCAAAUAUAUCUGGAUGAGCACAAUAUUAUUGGUGGCAAAUAUAUGAAAGCUUUGAGAGACUUUAGCGAUGUUGUUCACGGGUGUUUUGGGAAAAUAUUAAAUCCAAACUACUCUGAUUAUAUUAAAAGAUUUUCACAAAGUUUCAGAGAUCUUGGUUCAAACAUUCCUCUUAAAGUUCAUAUAGUGGAGCAUCAUGUUGAAGAGUUUAUUGUUAUGAAAGGAGGAAAGUUUGGUUUAGGGUAUUGGACUGAGCAAGCAUUGGAAUCAGUCCAUCAAGACUUCAAACAAUUUUGGGAAAUACGAAAGAAUUCUUUCAUUACAAAUCCAAAGAUGAUUCUAUAUGGGCAUUGUAUUCCUGUAGACCUACAUUAUCCUCUUCAAUAAAAAAGAAAGCUAACUUUUAAGAAGUGAUAAAUUAGUCAAUGUUCUGACUAGAAUGCCCAAAUUAUUAUCAGAAUUUAUAUCAAAAUACGAUCCUCAAAUUGUCAAUCCACUAGAUCAAACAACCAAACAAAUUAUAUACAGCUAUUUAAUCCACUUGCAGGGGUCUUAGGGCGAGUCAGAGGGGCAUUAAUCUCUAGUUAAAACAUGU
Hydra vulgaris (swiftwater hydra) is the source of this 1183-nucleotide messenger RNA. Lineage: Eukaryota; Metazoa; Cnidaria; Hydrozoa; Anthoathecata; Hydridae. The record is from RefSeq and is a predicted model, not a curated record.